Nylanderia fulva is the source of this 1024-nucleotide messenger RNA. Its product is annotated as N-acetylneuraminate lyase-like. The record is from RefSeq and is a predicted model, not a curated record. NCBI's taxonomy places the organism in Eukaryota, Metazoa, Arthropoda, Insecta, Hymenoptera, Formicidae. Gene Ontology annotation, molecular function: lyase activity.
UGGUAUAUUUAGUCACUUCUUUUCAUUCUAACUGCUUCUAACUGCUAUCAGUUCACUAGUUGCAUUCACAUUAACAAUGUCACGAUUAUCAUAUACCUACAGAGGUCUUAUUGUGCCAGUGUUAACGCCUUAUAAUCAUGAUGGAUCUCUCAAUUUGGAUGUUAUACCACAAUAUGCAAAAUAUUUGCAAAAAGGAAUUAAUGGUAUACUUGUCAAUGGUACAAGUGGUGAGGGAACAUCAAUGUCUGUUGAUGAACGAAAACUCGUUACUAAAACUUGGGUAAAAGCAGUAAAUACAAAGCAACACUUAAUGAUUCAAGUAGGAGGUGCUCCUCUUCCUGAUGUUAUCGAGCUUGCAAAACAUGCAGAGAAUCUACAUGUAGAUUCUAUACUCUGUUUACCAGAAUUAUAUUUCAAACCUACUACUCCUGAACAAUUAACUGAAUAUUUGGAGAAGAUUGGCAAGGCAGCACCAAGUACACCAUUAUUAUACUACCAUAUUCCCAUGUUCACCAAUGUUAAUAUACACAUGGGACAAUUUCUUGAAUCAAUUGGUGAUAAAAUACCAUCAUUUGUGGGCAUAAAAUUUACCAGUGCUAAUUUAGAAGAGGGUGCACAAGCAUUACAUGCCAAUAAUAAGAAAUUUGUUGUUUUUCUUGGUAAUGAUCAGUUAGUGAAUGCUGCAUGUGCACUAGGAAUGGACUCCUUCAUAUUGACCAGUAUAAAUAUGUUUCCGGAACUUACACUGGAUCUUCUUGCUGCUGGCAAAAAGGGAGAUAUGUUAAAAGCUAAAAAUAUACAGGAAAAACUUUCAAGUAUUGUACACGUUAUAACAAAACAUGGCAAUUGGGUGCAGACUAUGAAAGCAGCAAUGUCUCUUCUUACUGAAAUCAAUGUAGGAUUACCUCGUGCACCACUUAAAUCUAUUUCUUCCGAUGCUCUAACAACUAUGAUAACAGAUUUAACAAAUUUUGGAUACGAAGCCAAACUUAUUAAGCAUAAUUAAAAAUAUUUUGUCCUUCUG